AUGGGUAGAAUAGCAGUGCUCCUGGAACAUGAAUUAAAAACUAGCAGUAGGAUUCUUUUUCGUCUUGUCUUGUUAUGGUACAAUCCUGUGACUGAAGAGGAUGUUUGACUUCGACAUUGCCUAGGCGUGUUCUUCCCAAUGUUUGCUUAUGCAAGCAGGACUAACCAGGAAUGUUUUGAAGAAGCCUUUCUUCCAACUCCACAAACAAUGGCCAAUGCCCCUGCAUCUUCUCCUUUAGCUGAAAUAGAUGUCACUAAUGUUGCUGAGUUACCUGUAGAUUUGACAAGACCAAGUGGAUUGAAUCCUCAGGCCAAGAAUUCCCAAGAUUAUCAAGCCUUAACAGUUCAUGACAAUCUGGCUAUAAAAAUUUGCAAUGAGAUCCUAGCAUGUCCAUAUUCACCAGAAAUUCGGGUCUAUACAAAAGCCUUGAGUUCUUUAGAACUCAGGAGCAAUCUUGCUAAAGAUCUUCUAGUUCUAUUGCAUGAGAUUCUGGAGCAAGUAAAAGAUAGAACGUGUCUGAGAGCUUUGGAGAAAAUCAAGGUUCAGUUAGAAAAAGGAAAUAAAGAACAUGGUGGCCAAGCUGUAGUGGCACAGGAUGACAACACAACUACAACUGUUUUUCAAAGUGAAGAUGAAAAGAAUAAAGAAGUAUAUAUAACUCCUGUCAAGGAUGUUAAAGCAUCCCGAACGAAAUCCACUCAGCAAAAGACCAACAGAGGACAGAGAAAAGUGAUAGCUUCAGCUAGAACGAACAGGAGACGUCAGACUGUUGAGGCUGAGGCUGACUCUGAAAGUGAUCAUGAGGUUCCAGAGCCAGAAUCAGAAAUGAAGAUGAAACUACCAAGACGAGCCAAGACAGCAGCACUAGAAAAAAGUAAACUUAACCUUGCACAAUUUCUCAGCGAAGAUAAAAAUUAG
This is a messenger RNA of Balaenoptera ricei (Rice's whale), 918 nucleotides long. RefSeq names its product condensin complex subunit 3-like. Gene Ontology annotation, biological process: mitotic chromosome condensation. The transcript has 2 exons. The record is from RefSeq and is a predicted model, not a curated record. Gene Ontology annotation, cellular component: condensin complex; cytoplasm; condensed chromosome. NCBI's taxonomy places the organism in Eukaryota, Metazoa, Chordata, Mammalia, Artiodactyla, Balaenopteridae.